Messenger RNA from Trichosporon asahii var. asahii CBS 2479, 2565 nucleotides. RefSeq lists its product as uncharacterized. NCBI's taxonomy places the organism in Eukaryota, Fungi, Basidiomycota, Tremellomycetes, Trichosporonales, Trichosporonaceae. The record is from RefSeq and is a predicted model, not a curated record. The transcript has 3 exons. Bases 1 to 2565 code for a protein of 854 amino acids.
AUGGCCAUCGCCACUCUACUCGAAGAGGAGAAUGGUGCCGAGCCCAUUCCUGACACUGCCGACCAUCGACUCCUGGGUGACGGGACAACCUCAGGCUCGCGAGCGUCGGCCAGCACCCCAUCGAAGAUAGACGAUCAGGAAACGCCUGUUUCGCCUUCACUUCUCGCCCUCACUAAGAAGCUUGCUCAUGGUUCCGGGUUUCCGCACUCCCCUUGGCACUAUGUAUCCGACGUCGACCCCUGCUCAAAAAAGCACUACGUCUCCGAUCUUCUGGAAUUCUGUAACGCUCCUCCUUCUCGACUUUCACCGCAAGUAAUCACUGAUCUCGAUGCUCUUCACAGCCGCACGUUGCACCUGAAGGCCCGGAAUGGGGUUUGGGCCGCGGGCCAGUCGAUUGAGGUCACCUGCCGUUGCCAACCGAGGAAGACUAUGAUUAAGCGGGACGUGCCAAACAUACCGCGAGACGUUUCUGGCCAUUUGUACCCAGAAAGUAAUGCCGAAGGAUAUUGGCCUUUCGAUUACGAUCCGCAGAGCGAGGCAAAUCGAAGCAACAUUCUUCAAUGGGUCUUGAAGCGUUUGGCCGAGUACAUAUGGCAUCACACCGCUCCUCAUCCGUACGCUACGUUCCCAAGUGCGAAAUCAAUCGCAACAUCACGCAGCUGGGCACGACUCCUUCCUGCAGGGCUGCUUCCUGACAAGCACGUGUUCGGUAUGUCCGUCCCAAUACUACAUCUCCAGCGGCCCAUUUCGUUCCACGGGGGUCCAAUGGUCAGGCUGUUGAAGUAUUCCAAGCCGGAUCGCAUGGAGAUGACCGACCUGAGAUAUCGAUGGCUCUCCUACCUGUACCGUGGACCCAUCCCAGACGGCAGAUGUCACGACUUCCCACCUCUCACGUGCUCCAUUAUAACCAUGUUCCUCGGACCCCAACUCGAUGCAACAGCCGCCCAACACCUGUGGGGGGUCUACAAGAAGUGCGAUAUCGAAGUUUCCAGGAGGGAAGGUUGGAUUGAAGCUGGUUAUACCCCCCCAUGCUCCCUGCGGGACCGAAAGCCGUGUUUGCUUCAGGGGAUCAACGGGAUCACAGUGGCCUUCUGUGCUGCGCCGCCCUCCAGGAUCAAUCUAUUCAUAUUCCCGGAGGUUAUGGACGUCAUUCUCAGUGAUCUCCUGAGGAACGGAGCUAUUUGGCUGUUGUGCAACAAGAGAGAAUCUUUGAAGGAUCUCUUAGAGCUUUGCUUGGGUCGCGUGUAUUUCACUGCGACAAAUAGCGACACUUGCUCGCUCAACGCUGCGCUGCCUUCGGUGUGCCGUCGGGUGUCUCUCAUCUUCAAAGCGUGGCUGCAUCGGCCCAUCGCCCCAUACUCUCUGUUGUCCACGCCCCUUUCAUUUCAAGAAAUCCUGCAAGACAUCGGUGCUCUAGGCAAUAGGAACAUCGAGGUUCCCACAUCGACGCGCAUCCAGGUAUUUGCGGGCUCAAUGGUGCUAAACGCUUGGAGAGAGCAGAGAACGGAGACAAUGGAAUGCCAGUGGAGAACGUACCACGUCGCUGCGUUUGGGAUUCUGCGUGGAUGUGCGGUUGGCACAGUAGCCAACAUCAUGAUGGAACGAAUCGAGGCCCGACAAGAAGCAUCGCGGCGUAUGGAGUUCCGACUGAAAUUGGUCGCGGACGUCAUCAAGACUGUCAUGGGACCUCUCACGGGUCUAUCUGGGUUUGCAGCAACUCCGGAGCUGGACACAACGGUACAGAUGCUCACCGAGUCUCUCAACAGGCGCCUAGGGAAAGCAAACAGACAGGACUUCGCGGAGCUUAAAACAAUGCUGCAGGUCACCCGAGACACCCUGCUGCAACAGUUGGAUUCAUAUAGCGGCACGAUCGAUCGCGACUUCAUGUACCGUCACUUUUGCCAAGCAUUGACCCUAACAGUCGCUGGGUCCGGAACCGAGGAGGCAGGUACUAGAGAGCACGUCCCGGCCAUGUUUGACCCAUCAAACACAUCUCUCACCUGGGAGCCCCUGGUUUCCAACCGUGACACUCGAUUCGAACCGGAAAUUGCCCACAUGCUCUUCCAUGAUCUGUCCCGUACUCGAAUCGUCCACCGAAGUCACGCACAAUGGCACGACCUGCUGAUGAGAGGGGUCAACAGAGAAGCCAGGCAACGUCUGCUGUCACAGUAUGGACAGUUCAGAUGGGUGUUUACCGAGAAGCGCGCCUAUGAACUAGCGGCGCUUUUCGAGACUCAUAAUCGACAAUGCAAAACGGCAAUGGUGGCUUCGGAAAAGCGAUCGCCGCCGAUGAUCGGAGCUGCCUCUGGCCCGAGCUCUGAGUCCCCUUCCACCAAGAGCCGUGAUGAUCUGGGGGUGCAUACGGAGAACGACGAUCUUCAUUCAUGGCCCAAACUUGCUCAAGUAACCGAUGACUACACGGCUGGUCCUGAGCUGCACCUUAAGGCGAGGACACAGAUAUACGUCGAGCUUGGAAAAAGUCGGGGCUCAUACCGAUUUACAAGCGUUGAAGAUGACAACAUCAAAGGAGCUAUCCUGAAGAGCUGUGUCAAGCUUCUCGAGUGA